GUAUGCAGAACCCACAAUUUCCCGCCAUCCUGUAUACGAAAAUUCAAAAUCGACGGCUUUCUGCAGUUGUCACAGAGAGACAAUAACUGACACAAAAACCUAUUCCAUUUUUCGUCUGUUAUGUAAGAUUGAUUCUUAUAUUUCUUUUGUGACGAAUGAUGGACCGGAGAACUUGGAAUUCGUUAAUAGUUACUGGUUCCUGAAUUAAUAAAAUUCUAGAAUUGAUUUAAGGGACUCCAAUCCUCAGCAAUGUUUGGUAACUCGCGUAAAAUCCGGAGAAAGUUUAUUCGUAUCAUAAAUUCCGGCAUUUAUAUUUUUUGGAACUCUUCUUUGAAAAAAGAAUAAGAAUUCACAGAUGUAAACAAACGGAAAUGGAGGGGAAUUGUAUACAAGAAAGAGAUAAGAAAGGUCGGUUCAAGAAAGCCUCGUCUACUGCUACUAUAACCAUUAGCACAUGUACCGAUGAAAAUAACAACCACCCUGACUUCAUCGAUGUCAACAGCGAAGAUCCACUAGCACAGGUAGAUGAAUAUGAUGAAAAUAAAGAGACAUCUGACCUGUUCCAAGGCAGAAGAGUUGUUGAAUUUUCAAUUCUGGUGGAUCAUUUGCAAAGAGGGUGCUUUCUGUGUCAUACGCCUUUGGAUCUUGUUGACUGUGAGAAAGAGAGACGUUAUGGACUAGCCAGCUUACUGUAUGUGAGAUGCAGGAAGUGCGACGAACUGACGAUCAUUCCAACUGGUAAACGACACAAUAUAGGUCAGAAUGGUCAAGGUCCUUUUGAUAUCAACACCAAACUUGCUGAAUCUACCCUAUGGGAAAUACCUUUCGGAUAAAGAACUCCACCAUGAUCUUGUGAAAAUCUUCACAUUGUAUGCAGAACAAUCUGACAGACUUUCUUCAUUAGAGAGCACACAGAACAAUGAAAACUUCAAUCAAAUUGUUGCAAGAAAAAAUCCAAAGAACAACUUCUACUCUGGUUCAGAGAGUACCACUAGCAGAGUUGCUGCAGCUACAUGUGAAAAAAAUAUAGGACCACAUUAUGUGACUCAGAUAAAUGAUGAGUUGAGUUUGUCGCCCAGGAUUACAAAGCGCACAUCUAUCAUUACUGCUGUGUCCAAAUUCAUGGAAGAGAGAUAACUCUACAUUCUGAAAAUUGAUGUCAUAUUGAUUUCAGUCAUUAUCUUUUAUAUUUUACUGGAUACAAUGCAAUUUAUUUUUAUUUUUGUAAUCCUUUCACCCAAUGGAUAUUUUGUUUAGGCAGCAAACAAGUCAACAUACAGUAUAUGAAAUACAAUUUGAUGAAACUGAGAUAACUCUUUUUGUUUUCUAUUAUUUACUGUAUACGUAAUGAUCAAUUAUCUCAUAAGAUCACCUGGAUACAAUGGUAAAUAAUUAUCAAUUC
Messenger RNA from Ostrea edulis (European flat oyster), 1402 nucleotides. RefSeq lists its product as uncharacterized. The transcript is spliced from 3 exons. Bases 763 to 1137 code for a protein of 124 amino acids. The record is from RefSeq and is a predicted model, not a curated record. NCBI's taxonomy places the organism in Eukaryota, Metazoa, Mollusca, Bivalvia, Ostreida, Ostreidae.